Arabidopsis arenosa is the source of this 1781-nucleotide messenger RNA. Lineage: Eukaryota; Viridiplantae; Streptophyta; Magnoliopsida; Brassicales; Brassicaceae. The record is from the annotation of a GenBank genome assembly.
AAAAAGAAAAAUACUUGGGAAAGAAAAGAGUCUUAGCAGCAUCAGCUCGACCUCAAAUCUGAUCCACCAUCGUCACUUUCUCCCGGCGAAUUCCGUUUUGUCGAUUUAAGUAACGAGAUUUGGGCAAGAUGACUCAGGACGUGGAGAUGAAAGAUAACAAUACACCUUCUCAAUCGGUCAUCUCUUCUUCUACCUCCACUAUGCAGCAUUUGAAGGAGAUUGCAGCAUUGAUCGAUACCGGGUCUUACACGAAGGAGGUUCGUCGUAUUGCUCGUGCUGUGCGUCUCACUAUAGGGCUUAGGCGGAAACUCACCGCCUCUGUGCUCUCUUCUUUCCUGGAUUUUGCUUUGGUUCCAGGAUCCGAAGCUCACUCUCGCCUUUCUUCCUUUGUUCCUAAGGGUGAUGAACAUGACAUGGAAGUUGAUACAGCUUCAUCGGCUACACAAGCUGCUCCUUCUAAACAUCUACCUGCAGAGCUCGAGAUUUACUGCUACUUCAUUGUUCUUCUUUUUCUGAUUGAUCAGAAAAAGUACAACGAGGCUAAAGCUUGUUCUUCAGCAAGCAUUGCUCGUCUCAAGAACGUUAACCGAAGGACCAUUGAUGUGAUAGCAUCAAGACUCUACUUUUACUAUUCUUUGAGUUACGAGCAAACCGGUGAUCUUGCUGAAAUUCGCGGUACUCUUCUUGCGUUGCAUCAUUCUGCAACGUUAAGACAUGAUGAAUUGGGGCAGGAAACUCUUCUGAACUUGUUACUACGAAACUACCUUCAUUAUAACCUCUACGAUCAGGCGGAGAAGCUAAGGUCAAAGGCACCUCGCUUUGAGGCUCAUUCAAACCAACAGUUUUGUAGGUACCUGUUCUACCUCGGGAAGAUUCGUACGAUUCAGCUCGAGUAUACUGAUGCGAAAGAGAGCCUCCUUCAGGCUGCCAGGAAAGCCCCUAUAGCAGCUUUGGGCUUCAGAAUUCAAUGUAAUAAAUGGGCAAUUCUGGUUCGUCUGCUACUGGGGGAGAUACCGGAACGGUCGAUCUUCACGCAAAAGGGAAUGGAGAAGGCCCUCAGGCCUUACUUUGAGCUUACUAAUGCGGUUAGGAUUGGUGACUUGGAACUGUUUAGGACAGUCCAGGAGAAGUUCUUGGACACAUUUUCUCAAGACAGAACGCACAAUCUCAUCGUGAGACUCCGCCACAAUGUCAUCAGGACUGGACUGCGCAACAUAAGCAUCUCAUACUCGAGAAUCUCUUUACCCGAUGUUGCCAAAAAGCUGAGGCUUAACUCCGAAAACCCUGUGGCUGAUGCGGAAAGCAUCGUGGCAAAGGCCAUUCGUGAUGGAGCGAUUGAUGCGACCAUCGAUCACAAAAACGGAUGGAUGGUCUCCAAAGAAACUGGGGACAUCUACUCAACGAAUGAGCCACAAACUGCAUUCAACUCAAGAAUUGCUUUCUGCCUCAACAUGCAUAACGAAGCUGUCAGAGCAUUGAGGUUUCCUCCUAACACUCACAAGGAGAAAGAGAGCGAUGAGAAGAGGAGAGAGAGGAAGCAACAAGAAGAAGAGCUUGCUAAGCAUAUGGCCGAGGAAGACGAUGAUGAUUUUUAGACAAAGGUAGAGUCUACUCUCAGUCUGUCUCUCUUCUUUUCUAUUCACAAGUUUACAUUGUACGCUGCUCAUCGUUCUAAGUGUUUUAUUGAGGUGUUUUAUCCUCCGGAACCUUUUUAUUACUUCGGUUUCAUUUUAGGAAAAGAGAUUUAUGUUGUUGGUUUCAGAAGAUUAGAAUCUUUUCAA